Messenger RNA from Gasterosteus aculeatus aculeatus (three-spined stickleback), 744 nucleotides. Lineage: Eukaryota; Metazoa; Chordata; Actinopteri; Perciformes; Gasterosteidae. The record is from RefSeq and is a predicted model, not a curated record.
UAAGUGCAUCUCUCCAAACAUGAAUACAUUCUCAUGAGAAAGAGGUAACAUGGAGCAACUCGGGCCCGCAGUUUGUGUGAUUUUAGCACUCAGUGCCUUUGUGCACCAUGGCAUAGCUACUGCUCAAAAAGGUGGUUAUGUACCAGACAAGCCAGGAGUGUGUCCUCUCAGUCACCGGCUCUUCGGACUGUGUGUUGAAUUAUGCUCCAAUGACAGUGUCUGUCCCGAUGAUCAAAAGUGCUGCUCCAAUGGAUGUGGACAUGUGUGCACUGCGCCAUACAAAGUGAAGCCGGGUCUCUGUCCCCCUCCCGUGGGAAUCAGCUUGUGUGCAUUUUUGUGCCAACAAGAUGGACAGUGUCCAGAAGAGAAGAAGUGCUGCACAACAUCUUGUGGCCUCGACUGCCGCGAUCCGUUGAGGAAAUCCCCCAGAGACUAGGCUUCAAAAACAGAAAUGUAUCAUAGUGUCACUUCUUCCUUUACAAUUUUUUAAUUCAUGGCAGCACAGUUUGGUAUGAUAUUUAAUCACUGGUUUUCAUAAAGUGGAAAUCUUUGGGGGAGACAGUAAAUUGUUCUCCAUCAAUAUUGUUAUGAUGCCAUUUUAUGUGCCUGUACUUCAAAUAUGUACAAAAAGAAAAUACAGCAAGAAUUGUAAAAUAACCUGCAGGUUGGAAACAAUUGGUAGUGUACCAAAACACACUGUACUUGUUUUUCAGUUGCUUCAAACAAUAAACAUGUUUCAAGAAA